This is a messenger RNA of Lodderomyces oxycetoniae, 1716 nucleotides long. RefSeq names its product Fcy23p (gene FCY23). Gene Ontology annotation, molecular function: transmembrane transporter activity. The transcript has a single exon. Gene Ontology annotation, biological process: transmembrane transport. Bases 1 to 1716 code for a protein of 571 amino acids. NCBI's taxonomy places the organism in Eukaryota, Fungi, Ascomycota, Pichiomycetes, Serinales, Debaryomycetaceae. Gene Ontology annotation, cellular component: plasma membrane; fungal-type vacuole membrane. The record is from RefSeq and is a predicted model, not a curated record.
AUGUUGACUGAAGAUGCUGCUGAGAAAACAACCUCUUUUUCAAAUCCUAGUGCAGUAGAAAAAAUAACCUCACCUUCAUUUACUACUUGUUCAUAUAAUAGUAAUGAUUGUGAUGAUGAUGCGAAUCCUGCUACUGCUACUUAUCAGCAAAGGAAAAUUUCGGUGGUUUUCCACUACCUAAAUUUAGCAUCUAAAAAACUAGACUCUUUAGGAGUUGAAACAAGAGGAAUAGAACGGAUUCAACCGUAUGAGAGAUCAACCAAUAGAACAAAACAGUUGUUGAGUGUCAUUGGUCUUUGGCUACUGGCGUGUGGUGGAUUAUCAUCAAUGUCUACUUUUUACUUGGGACCGCUUUUAUUUGGUUUGGGAUUGAAAAAUACGUUAAUUAGUGGACUUGUUGGUCAUACUUUAGGCUGUUUUAUUGCCGCGUAUUGUUCGCUAAUGGGUCCGAAAUCAGGAUGCAGACAAAUGGUUAGUGCUCGGUAUUUGUUUGGUUGGUGGUUUGUUAAAUUGGUUGCUUUGGUGAGUAUCAUUGGUGUUAUGGGAUGGAGUGUGGUUAAUUGCCUUGUUGGAGGGCAGAUUUUGACUAGUUUGAGUAAUGGCAAGAUUCCUAUUUGGGCAGGAAUUAUUUUAAUUGCCGGGGUAAGUUUAUGUGUUGCUAUUGGUGGGAUCAAACAGUUGAUGCGUAUUGAAGCUUUAUUGAGUUUGCCUGUGAAUUUUGCAUUCUUGAUGCUUUACAUAGUGGCUUCGCAAAAGUUUAAUUAUUUGACUUUAGACGAUGCUAUUGAUGACAAAGCUACCAUAAGGGGGAACUGGUUGACUUUUUUCUCAUUGUGCUAUUCGAUAACAUCAACUUGGGGUUCAAUUGCUUCAGAUUACUAUAUUUUGUUUCCUGAAACUACAUCAGAUAUUGAGAUUUUCUCAAUUACUUUAUUGGGUAUUUGGAUUCCUACUACUUUUGUGGGUGUUGCUGGGAUAUUAAUUGGAAAUGUAGCUCUCACGUAUAAACCAUGGGGAGAUGCUUAUGCUUCUUUGGGUAUGGGGGGAUUGCUAAAUGAAGCAUUUAGACCAUGGGGCGGUGGCGGAAAAUUUUUGCUUGUUUUGAUUUUCCUCUCCUUGAUUUCCAAUAAUAUCUUGAACACUUACUCAGCGGCAUUUGGUGUACAAUUAGCAGGAACCGGAUUAGCUAAAGUGCCCAGAUGGCUCUGGGCAAUAGCAUUGACAGCAGUGUAUUUAGUAUGUGCAUUAGUUGGCCGGGAUAAAUUUGCAACGAUAUUGAGUAAUUUUUUGCCAAUGGUUGGGUACUGGAUUUCAAUGUAUUUUAUCAUGUUGUUGGAAGAAAAUGUUAUAUUCAGAACCCAGAGGUUUAGACAUUUGUACGAAAAGGAAUUUGAACAAGAGGAUGAGGGUGCAUUGGAAACUGAAUCCCAAUUGAAACUUAGACUACGGAUCCCCUUGAAGAAAAACCAAUAUUAUAAUUGGAAGAUUUGGAAUGAUUAUUACAGAUUAACUAGAGGAUUAGCAGCUACAAGUGCUUUUUGUAUUGGUGCUACGGGGGCAGCUGUCGGCAUGGCACAAACAUAUUGGAUUGGACCCAUUGCUAGAAGAAUAGGCGGCGAGUACGGAGGCGAUAUUGCCAUGUGGUUGUGUAUGGGAUUUAGCGGCAUAUCCUACCCAAUAUUGAGAUAUUUGGAAUUGAAAUUUUUUAGACGAUAA